UUGCCGAGAUUCGCUAUCACGUGAUUAGAAAAUGGCGGCUGCUUGGCACAGAAUUUGAGAUUGGAUCUAGUUUUAUUUAAUUUUCGGAAUGGCUCGUACACUUUUCUAUGUUUUAUUUACAUUUUUAUGUCUUGUCAUAACUUCUUCUCACGGAAAAUAUGUGGAAGGUGAAAUUAAUACUUUACAGGACUGGGAGUUUAUAACAAGAUUCUGCUUUCUGUCAGCCAAGGGCACACUCCGAUUUACCUUCGAAUAUCCUAUUACAUAUGGACCACAACAUAUAUUGCUGUACUAUGACACGCCGGACCAGUGGGAUGCUGUUUACAAGUCAGACAAGACGUGCAGACAGAAAUUGGCUGUUCUGGAUGUAAACAAUAAUCAGAUUAUAAAUCUGACAACAUCGUAUGGUCUUUCCGGAUGCACCAUUAACAAUGCCGGCAUGUAUAAUUGUGUUGGUGGCCGUAUAUUUCGGUCGUCACGUGAACGCUGGUGGUUUAUUGCCGUCAGCCAUUGUGACCGAGACCCCUC
Molecule: messenger RNA, 528 nt
Organism: Ruditapes philippinarum (Manila clam)
Lineage: Eukaryota; Metazoa; Mollusca; Bivalvia; Venerida; Veneridae
Product: transmembrane protein 145-like
Source: RefSeq, a predicted model, not a curated record